This is a messenger RNA of Monopterus albus (swamp eel), 795 nucleotides long. RefSeq names its product integrator complex subunit 7-like. Bases 26 to 790 code for a protein of 254 amino acids. The record is from RefSeq and is a predicted model, not a curated record. Lineage: Eukaryota; Metazoa; Chordata; Actinopteri; Synbranchiformes; Synbranchidae. Gene Ontology annotation, biological process: snRNA 3'-end processing. The transcript is spliced from 4 exons. Gene Ontology annotation, cellular component: integrator complex.
AGCCCUCACCUCACUGGUUAAGCUGAUGAAAAGUCGACCCCAUCUCAGCCAAUCAGCUGUGGAGUUCCUGCUCGGCCAGCUCCACUUAUCCUGCGACUCCUCGCGCGUUCUCAUGUGCCACGCUCUAGCAGCCAUCACCACCCACCUCCCAGUGCUGGGUGAUGGUAUGCUGGGAGAUCUGGUGGAACUCUACAGAGUGGCCAGUCACUCCUCCACUGACAAGCAGCAAGAGCUUCUGGUUUCCUUGGCAACAGUGAUUUUUGUCGCCAGCCAGGCAUCUCUGUCAGCUGAGGUGAAGACCGUCAUCAAACAACAGCUGGAGAAUGUUGCUAAUGGUUGGACGGUGUACCGCAUCGCACGACAAGCUUCACGCAUGGGAUGUCACGAGUUCUCCAGUGAACUUUACCAGAGCCUGCGGACUCGUGUGGCAUCAGAACACUUCUACUUCUGGCUAAACAGCCUGAAGGAGUUUUCCCAGGCUGAGCAGUGCCUCAAUCAUGUGGAAGAUGGAAACUACAGUGGAGCCAUGAGCGCCAUUGCUGAGGCCCUGCGCUCCUACCAAAAGGGCAUCGCCUCCCUCACAGCUGCCAGCACCCCUCUGAGCCCCCUUACAUUCCAGUGCGAGUUCAUUAAGCUGCGGAUUGACACCCUGCAAGCCCUGUCGCAACUCAUUUGCACAUGCAACAGCCUGAAAACCAGCCCUCCUCCUGCCAUCGCCACUACCAUCGCCCUAACCUCAGGCAAUGAGCUCCAGCGGUGCGGCCGCAUUUCCAUGCAGGUAAAACACUGAAGAUU